GGGGGGGGGCCGGAGAGCGAGGAGCGAGCGGGCUGCGGCAGCGGCGCCGCCCAUGGCUCAGGACAACGCCGCCUUCUGCGGGGUCCCCGAGGGGGUCCCCACGGGGGUCCCCGCCGAGGCCAAGCCCCCUCCCCCGCCCCCCCACGCCCCCAAACGCCGCCCGUGGGGGGCCGGGGGCGCCGCGGUGACCCGGAAGCGCCAGCGCUACGUGGAGAAGGACGGCAAGUGCAACGUGCAGCACGGCAACGUGCGCGAGACCUACCGCUACCUGACCGACAUCUUCACCACCCUGGUGGACCUCAAGUGGCGCUUCAGCCUCCUCAUCUUCAUCCUGGCCUACGCCCUCACCUGGCUCUUCUUCGGCCUCAUCUGGUGGGUCAUCGCCUACAGCCGCGGCGACCUGGAGCACCUGGGCGACCACAGCUGGACGCCGUGCGUCAACAACCUCAACGGCUUCGUGUCCGCCUUCCUCUUCUCCAUCGAGACCGAGACCACCAUCGGCUACGGCCACCGCGUCAUCACGGACACGUGCCCCGAGGGCAUCGUGCUGCUGCUGCUGCAGGCCAUCCUGGGCUCCAUGGUCAACGCCUUCAUGGUGGGCUGCAUGUUCGUCAAGAUCUCGCAGCCCAACAAGCGCGCCGAGACGCUGGUGUUCUCCUCGCACGCCGUGGUGUCGCUGCGCGACGACCGCCUGUGCCUCAUGUUCCGCGUGGGCGACCUGCGCGACUCGCACAUCGUCGAGGCCUCCAUCCGCGCCAAGCUCAUCCAGUCCAAGCAGACGCAGGAGGGCGAGUUCAUCCCGCUGGAUCAGACCGACCUGAGCGUGGGCUUCGAGACGGGCGACGAUCGGCUCUUCCUGGUGUCGCCGCUCAUCAUCAGCCACGAGAUCGACGAGCGCAGCCCCUUCUGGGACGUGUCGCGGGGGCAGCUGGAGAGGGACGACUUCGAGAUCGUCGUCAUCCUCGAGGGCAUGGUGGAGGCCACAGGGAUGACGUGCCAGGCUCGCAGCUCGUACCUGGCGGACGAGGUGCUCUGGGGUCACCGCUUCACGCCGCUGCUCAGCCUCGAGGAAGGUUUUUACGAGGUUGACUACGGGGGCUUCCACCACACCGUGCCCGUGCCCACCCCGGCCUGCAGCGCUCGCCAACUCGCUGCCGCCGCCGCUCGCCGCGAUGCGCACCUGUACUGGUCCAUCCCCAGCCGCCUGGACGAGGCGGCGGCCGCGGGGGGCGAGGGGGACCCCGAAAUGUCCCCCCGAGAGAGCAACGGGACCUUGGCCAGCCCCGAGUCACGGUGAUGCCACCAAAAUCUGGGUGUAUAUACGAAAAAUCCCCAAAUCCCCCCCUUUCUAACGGUCGUGGUGGGUUUGGGGUGUCCCUGGGUUUGGGGAGCAAAGGGGACCCCAAAAUCCCUCGAGAGAACAACGGGACCUUGACCAGCCCCGAGUCGCGGUGAUGCCACCAAAAUUUGGGUGUAUAUACGAAAAAUCCCCCCCAUUAGGAUGAUGGUGGUUUUGGGGUGUCCCGAGGUUUGUGGGGAGCAAAGGGGACCCCAAAAUUCCCCAUGAGAGCAAUGGGACCUUGGCCAGCCCUGUGUUGCAGUGAUGCUACCAAAAUCUGGGUGUAUAUACGAAAAAUCCCCAAAUCCCCCCCUUUCUAAUGGUUGUGGUGGGUUUGGGGUGUCCCGAGGUUUGGGGGAGCAAAGGGGACCCCAAAAUUUCUGGAGAGAGCAACGGGACCAUGGCCAGCCCCGAGUCGCGGUGAUGUCACCAAAAUUUGGGUGUAUAUACAAAAAAUCCCCCUCGUUAUGACGGUGGUAGUGGUUUUGGGGUGACCCGGGGUUCAGGGAUGUCCCUGGGUUUGUGGGGGGUGUUUGGGACCCCCAAAAUUCCCCACGAGAACAAUGGGACCGUGGCCAGCCCCGAGUCGUGGUGAAGCCACCAAAAUCUGGGUGUACAUACGAAAAAUUCCCCUUGUUAUGAUGGUGAAGAGUUUGGGGUGUCCCUGGGUUUGUGGGAGCAAAGGGGACCCCAAAAUUCCCCAUAAGAACAACGUGAUUUUGGCCAGUCGCGAGUCACGGUGAUGCCACCAAAAAUCUGGGUGUAUAUACGAAAAAUCCCCCUUGUUAUGACGAUGGUGGUGGUUUGGGGGUGUACCGGGGUUUGGGGGUGUCCCUGGGUUUUGGGGUCAAAGGGGACCCCAAAAUUCCCCGAGAGAGCAAUGAGAUUGUGGCCAGCCCCGAGUCGCGGUGAAUGUCACCAAAAUCUGGGUGUGUGUAAUAAAAAUCCGCCCCGCUAUGGUGCUGGUGAUGGUUUUGGGGUUCGAUUGGUGGAUUUGGGGGUUCAGGGCUGUCCCUGGGUUUUGGGGGAGCAAAGGGGACCCCGAAAUUCCUGGGGAGAGCAGCGGGACCUUGGCCAGCCCCAGCAGGCACCGAACCGGGGGGGCACUGAAUAAAAAUCCCCCAAAGUGA
Molecule: messenger RNA, 2469 nt
Organism: Catharus ustulatus (Swainson's thrush)
Lineage: Eukaryota; Metazoa; Chordata; Aves; Passeriformes; Turdidae
Gene: KCNJ9
Product: potassium inwardly rectifying channel subfamily J member 9
Biological process (GO): regulation of monoatomic ion transmembrane transport; potassium ion import across plasma membrane
Cellular component (GO): plasma membrane
Molecular function (GO): G-protein activated inward rectifier potassium channel activity
Source: RefSeq, a predicted model, not a curated record